Molecule: messenger RNA, 1161 nt
Organism: Hippocampus zosterae (dwarf seahorse)
Lineage: Eukaryota; Metazoa; Chordata; Actinopteri; Syngnathiformes; Syngnathidae
Product: PDZ and LIM domain protein 3-like
Exons: 7
Coding region: 67-990 (307 amino acids)
Biological process (GO): muscle structure development; heart development; actin cytoskeleton organization
Cellular component (GO): Z disc; filamentous actin; stress fiber
Molecular function (GO): muscle alpha-actinin binding; actin binding
Source: RefSeq, a predicted model, not a curated record
CUCUUCGAUAUCAUAGCACUCUCAGACUCCCCUCAGUGUGUCAGGACGUCGCCGUUGAAAGGGGCCAUGCCAUUCAAGGUGGUCCUGAACGGGCCAGCCCCCUGGGGCUUCCGUCUGGUGGGCGGCAAGGACUUCAACCAGCCACUGACCAUCUCCAGGAUCACACCCGGCAGCAAGGCGUCCGUAGCCAACCUUUGCGCCGGCGACCUGAUCGUGGCCAUCGACGGCGCAUCCGCCGCUGACAUGCUGCACUGCGAUGCGCAGAACAAAAUCAAAGAGGCCGCCCAUCAGCUCACGCUGACCGUGGAAAGAAGAGAAGCUAAACUGUGGUCGCCCCGGGUGACAGAGGGCGGCAGCCCCUUUAAGAUCAACCUGCAAUCCGAGCCGCAGGAGUACAAGGCCAUCGGCGUGGCGCACAACCGGCGAGCUCAGCCGUUUGUGGCGGCAGCCAAUAUCGACGACACGCAUCAGGUGGUCAGCACCACUUACAACACGCCCAUCGGGCUCUACUCUUCCGGAAACAUCCAGGACGCCAUGGAGGGGCAGAUGAAAGGAUUCGUGCACCCCAAGCCCGACAGCCCGAGGACGUUAGCUAACAUCGAAGAUUCGGACGUCUAUCGCAUGUUGCAGAAGGAUCACGAAGAACCGGGACAACCUCGACAGUCGGGAUCCUUCAAGGCGCUGCAGGAAUAUGUCGAGAGCGACGGCACCAAGCCCAUCGUGACCAGGACAGUCAAGGCACCCACCACCAAACCCAGCGCGCCUGCUGGAAACCUGCAGAAACUUCCCAUCUGCGACAAGUGCGGAAACGGCAUUGUCGGUACGGUGGUAAAGGCUCGCGACAAGUUCCGCCACACGACCUGCUUUGUGUGCGCUGACUGCGACCUCAACCUGAAGCAGAAAGGUUAUUUCUUUGUGGAGGGCCAGCUGUACUGCGAGGCCCACGCCCGGGCCAGGAGCAGGCCGCCACCUGAGAGUCACGACUUGUAGUUCAGCAUCAGGCCCCGGAAUGGAACUUAACACCCCGUCCCCGCCUCCCUGUGGCACAGUACCUGGCUGCCGCCUUCCCGUGCGCCUAAAACACAUCACUCCCUGUUUACGACCUAUUUCCUGUUUGUGACUCAUCAUCCAGCCAAUAAAGAUGCCUCAUCCUGCCCUGAA